Messenger RNA from Anopheles cruzii, 2662 nucleotides. RefSeq names its product phosphopentomutase (gene Pgm2a). NCBI's taxonomy places the organism in Eukaryota, Metazoa, Arthropoda, Insecta, Diptera, Culicidae. The record is from RefSeq and is a predicted model, not a curated record. Gene Ontology annotation, biological process: carbohydrate metabolic process; purine ribonucleoside salvage. The transcript has 8 exons. The coding region runs from base 311 to 2155 and encodes 614 amino acids. Gene Ontology annotation, molecular function: magnesium ion binding; phosphopentomutase activity.
GGUACCGCGUGACCAGUCCAUCAGUUUCGCGGUGGUAUGUUUAGUGGACACCGUGUUCUCCAUCACCACCCGGUGCUUAUUGUUUCGAACCAACGACAAUCGAGCCCACUGUGCCGAGCAUAGCCGGAAAGGCAUCACCAGAGCAGAGAUUGGCGGCGGCAGCACUUCGGAUAGGAUCGAACCGUCGAAACGUGUGGUGGGGCGACAGUGUGAAACCACGGAUUUCACGGCACGGCAUACGGAACGGGGUCGUAGUCCUGCUCGCUGGCGAAAGUGAAUUCUCCGUCGAUCGUCGCAUUAGUCGAAACCAAUGGCAAUGGAGUUCGAUUCCGGUUCCGCUGAGCUGAACCAACGGAUAGCCGAGUGGUUGCGCUGGGAUAAGAACGAAAAAACCUGCGAUGAAAUACGUGACCUGGCGGAGCGUGGCGAAUGGGAGACGCUUCGAGGACGGCUCCUGCAGCGGCUUACCUUCGGCACGGCGGGACUGCGCGGUGUCAUGCACGGUGGCUUCAACGCCAUGAACGACCUGGUGGUCAUCCAGUCGGCCCAGGGGCUGGCCAAGUAUCUGCUACAGUGCUACCCGUCGGCCGAAGACCGCUCCCGGGGCAUCGUGCUCGGUUACGACGGGCGGUACAACAGCAAACGGUUCGCCGAGCUCAGUGCGUGCGUAUUUCUGAACGAAAACAUUCCCGUUUGGCUGUACGGCCGCACGGUCGCCACACCGUUCGUACCGUUUGCCGUGCUGGAGCUGAAGUGUUUGGCCGGCAUCAUGGUGACGGCUUCCCACAACCCGAAGGAGGACAAUGGCUACAAAGUUUACUGGACCAACAGUGCCCAGAUCAUCCCACCGCACGACAGAAACAUCCAAGCGUCGAUUCUGGAGUGCUUGGAACCACUGGCGUCCUCGUGGAAUCUUGAUCUGCUGGUUUCGGACCAACUGCACGAUCCGUACGACAAAAUGACGGAGCUUUACUUCCGCAAGCUGCAAGCGAACGUUCCGAAGGCGUUCAUCAGCGACUACAACACGGGCAGUGCGCUGCGUUUCGUCUACUCCGCCAUGCACGGUGUCGGCUAUCCGUUCGUGCAGCGCGCGUUCGAGUGUGCCAACCUUGCCGCGGUCGUCGCGGUGCCCGAGCAGCGCGAUCCGGAUCCCGAGUUUCGCACGGUCAAGUUCCCCAACCCGGAGGAGGGCAAAUCGAGCCUGGUGCUGUCGAUGCGACUGGCGAACGAAACCGGAUGCGGCGUGAUACUGGCCAACGAUCCGGACGCCGAUCGGUUGGCCUGUGCCGAGAAGGACGCCAAGGGCGAAUGGCGAGUUUUCAGUGGCAACGAACUGGGGGCGCUGCUGGGCUGGUGGUCCAUUCGGUGCUACCGGGAACAGUAUCCGGACCAGAGUCUGUCUGAUUGCUAUCUGAUUGCCAGCACGGUGAGCAGCAAAAUGUGCCGUUCCAUCGCCGCCAUCGAAGGGCUCCAGUUUAUCGAAACACUGACCGGGUUCAAGUGGAUGGGCAAUAAAUCGGUGGAACUGCUGGCCCAGGGCAAAACGGUGCUGUUUGCGUUCGAGGAAGCGAUCGGUUUUAUGUGCUCGCCAACUGUGCUCGACAAGGACGGUGUCAGUGCGGCGUGCCACCUCGCGACGAUGGCCUGCUACUUGCGCGCCACCUCCAACCAGUCGCUGGCCGACAAGCUGAACGAGCUGUACGAUAUCUACGGGUUCCACUGCACGAGCACUUCGUAUCACUUCUGCUACGAGCCGCCCGUCAUUGAGCGUGUCUUCAAGCGCAUCCGCAACCUGGACCCGGCCAACGGUCCGGCGGACCAACGGUACCCCCGGGCCAUCGCCGGUGGACGGUUCAAGAUAGCGAACGUACGGGAUCUUACGACCGGGUACGACUCCUCGCAGCCGGACGGAAGGGCCAUACUGCCGACGAGCAGCAGCUCCCAGAUGAUAACGUUCUCGUUCGAAAACGGUGCCGUCAUCACACUGAGGACGAGUGGCACCGAGCCGAAAAUCAAGUAUUACGCCGAAAUGUGCGCCCAGCCGGGACAACGCGAUUGGGCCGGAUCGAGAUCGACGUUGCGCGAGAUGGUCGAGGCUAUCGUUGAGGAGCUGCUGCAACCGGAAGUAAACAAUCUUACCCCAAGGUCGGAUUAAUUCAACAAGGGGCGGUGGUCGUCGAAAGUGGGGCGGCGGGGUUCCGAACCUUCCGACAACAUUUACGCCACUCGCACAGUAAUAAGCGCAUCUUCACUUCUUGGCACAAGCGAUCGGAAACGUAACGGAGAAUGAAAUCUCGUCGAACCAUUCCGCCGUGCACAUGGCAGUGCGCGAUCAUCGUAUAACGAGAACGAUAGAAACGUGAACAAAUGAAACCAGAAGCUUUCCGAGGCAUGCAUCGAUUGACAAUUACUAUUUUACUAUAUUUACUGACCCAUAAGUUGCUGUAAGAAUUGCAAAGCUAGGUAACAGUUCCCGUAUGUUUAAUUGAAAUUUCGUUUCAACGAAUUCGUAGAGAACAGCUAAACGUAUGUAUCUCUCCCGUUCCGACGGGAGGCAACGUUCCGAACGUUGAAAGGAAAUAUCUUAAUCCCAGCAAAUAUGUUCGCUUGAAGACACCUAGAAUUUGUUUGUUGUCUAUUUAUUUCUCUUCAAUAAAUGUGU